AUGGUUUAUUCCUGCCUGACUAGUAGCACGCUACUGCGGUCUCAUCAAUUGGUCGUCCCUCGCACCUUCCUCCGCUACAAAUCCAUUACUGCUGCCAUCGAGCGGGGCAGGCAGGGCGGACCAGAUCGACCCUUCAGACCACGGACCCGAACCGGCCACAACGAUGAGGGGGACAGACCGGUGAAGACUCGCCGGGAGGCAAGGUUCGAGAGAUUUGGUGCUCCUCGCCAAGAUCCGGAACCAGCUCCCAGCGACAGACCGCGUGCAUCACCUCGCAGUAGCAGGUUCGGACGCAUUGGGUCAUCGCGACCCCGUGAUAACGAUGCGCCGAGUAGGUUCCGUAAAUCUCCAGAUGCACACACUAGAAGUGGGAAUACGUGGCGGGACCGUCCACGAGAAGAGACCAGGUUUCGGUCUUUUGAUCGCAAAGUGGCACCGCUGGAGCAGGACAGCGACGAUAGACCACGUCGUCCAUGGACAAACGAUCGUCGUGAUACACGAGGAGACAGAAUAGACGAGGAUUCAAGCUCUCAUGUUCCGCGUACUCGAGAUUCAAGAGAUGAUCGGCCACGAUUCAACCAAAGACCAGACUCAAAAGGCGCUAGAAGAGAGGGAUACGGACGGGCGUCAUCUGAUACUAGACCAGGAGCAAGAGGCGAGACGGAACCCCAGAAGGCUUCAAUCCGUGGACCAGAAUCACUCCCCUACACCACAGCCGCAUCCGAAUUCAUAUACGGAUAUAACAGCGUCGUCUCUGCGAUGAAAGCAAACCGACGCAAAUUCUACAAUCUCUACGUGCAUUCACGAGGUGCGAAUCGAGAUGGUCUCAUGUCUCGCAUCAGAGCUCAGAAGCUCUUCUCGAUCACGCAUGAAGUCGGAGACGAAUACAUGCGCGCUUUAGACAAAGCUAGUAGUGGUCGACCACACAACGGUGUGAUACUCGAGGCAUCGCCUCUGCCUGUUCCGCCCAUCACUGAGCUAAAGACAGUAUCUAUGGAAGACGAGAGCUUUAGCGUUACACUCGAUAGUCAAAGUGCAGAAGACGUGCUUGUCAAUGGCAAGCAAGAGUUGUACUCUUACAAGUCCGGAGGAUGGAGGCAUCCACUGAUUCUCUACGUUGAUGGCGUGGUCGAUGAAGGCAACCUUGGGGCUAUUGCUCGUUCGGCCUAUGUCCUAGGUGCGGACGCCAUCAUCACGCCGACUCAUCACACUGCAAAUUGGAGUCACAUCGCAGUGAAGGCUUCCGCCGGCGCCGCCGAAGCUCUUCCGCUUUUUAAAGUCGGAGACUCGAAUGACUUCCUGAAGAAGAGUGCAAACGCAGGCUGGUGUAUAUAUGCGAGCGACGCUGUUCCACCUCCAACCUCGUUUGCCUCGUCAACUGUUGAUUCUAUGGAAGCCGGAGCCAACAAAGUCGUUUACAGUAUCUCGCACACGAGAAAACGACUUCCUGCUGACCACAGCCCUGUUGCAGAGCACCCUACAAUUCUCAUGAUGGGCGCAGAGGGCACGGGGUUGAAGACCAGCUUAGUCAAUCUGGCGCGUUACAAAGUAGGUAUUCCUCAUGGCCGCGAGUCCAACGAGGUUGGGGUCGACAGUUUGAACGUCAGUGUUGCAGCAUCGAUACUCUGCUACGAGAUGCUGCAGAAACCCAAGGCACAGCCUGAGCGCGAACCUGAGGACGUUGUCUUCUAG
Molecule: messenger RNA, 1692 nt
Organism: Alternaria burnsii
Lineage: Eukaryota; Fungi; Ascomycota; Dothideomycetes; Pleosporales; Pleosporaceae
Product: alpha beta knot
Exons: 2
Coding region: 1-1692 (563 amino acids)
Biological process (GO): rRNA methylation
Cellular component (GO): mitochondrion
Molecular function (GO): RNA binding; RNA methyltransferase activity
Source: RefSeq, a predicted model, not a curated record